Molecule: messenger RNA, 1171 nt
Organism: Trifolium pratense (red clover)
Lineage: Eukaryota; Viridiplantae; Streptophyta; Magnoliopsida; Fabales; Fabaceae
Exons: 1
Coding region: 154-858 (234 amino acids)
Cellular component (GO): nucleus; cytoplasm
Molecular function (GO): 3'-5' exonuclease activity; nucleic acid binding
Source: RefSeq, a predicted model, not a curated record
AAAGGUAUCCUCCGCACACAAUUGCAAAGACCAAUCCGUAGCUGAGAUUCAGGUAAUGCAAUUUAUUUACUACUAGUAGAUAGAACAAUGCCCUCAUGGCUUUACUACUAUAAAUAGUCUUCAGCAUCCUUAUUUUGGCAAGCAGAUCGCAUCAUGAAUUCCACAAAGGUUAUGUCGUUUGAGCUGAAUGGAAUGCAAAUCAAAACCACCGUGACCAAUGAAGCAAUAGUGAUCAAUGAACGCAUAAUGUCUUUCUUACAACCUACCAGCGAUCACGGAACUAAGGUAAUCGGGUUUGAUUUCGAGUGGCAUCCGAUUACAUAUUUUGAAUCAGCUAGAACCAAUCCCCAAACCAAUCAUGGAUCUGCAGAUAGAAACUGUCCUCCUCCUUCCCAGGCCAGUCCUGCAACCUUUCAACUUUGUGAUGGAAAUUCGUGUCUUAUUAUUUACACACGUCCUAAGAGUAAGAUUCCUCUUUCGCUACUUAAUUUUCUUCGUCAACCAAAUUAUACAUUCGUUGGCUGUGGCAUCAAAGACAAUUUUGCUAAAUUGGAGAAACAUUUUUAUGGGAUCGGAUGCAGAAAUGCUGUAGAACUUGGAACCUUGGCUGCUACUAUCAUGGAUGAGCCUCAUUUACGUUUUUGUGGCGUUGAUGAACUAGCAUUUCUGGUUGAUGAACUUGAUCUUCGUAAGGAAAGGCCUUUAAACAUGACUUUUGAUUGGGGACAUUAUCCUUAUAGCGAAAACCUAGCUAAACUUGCUACUGUUAAUGUUUACUCUUAUCAUAAGAUUGGGAGCACAUUGCUUGCAAAGUAUAGACCUCAAUCAAAUCCACCUCUCGGUGUUUGUUUGAUUUAGGAGUUUUGUGGUUUGAAAGAUUUAUGUUUGUCUCCAAUUAUGUUUCUUUUUCUUGCUUUGCCUAACAUGUACUGCUAUGGUUGAGAUUAUGAAGAUUUAUGUUUGUCUCCAAGUAUGUUUCUUUUUCUUUUUCUAUACUUAUUAUCACUUGAUGAACUAGAAGUUGUAAUCAUUUUAUGCAUUUCUUUUUGCAAUUUAGUGUUCAUGUUGAUUUAGUGUCUAAAAGAAUUGGAAGUUCUAAUUACUUUGUGCAUUUCCAAUGAUUACAUGGACAAGAAAAAGAUAUGUGUAGUGCAGAAAUGCACUUCUUAUU